UGAAAAACUAGUCGUUUGUCGAUUGAGCUUCUACAUAUUAAGAUCGUUAGAUCCAUAGAUGUGGCAUUUUGAUUUGAUUUUACAGUUUAAGCAAAACGCCACUGCAUUUAAUUUUUCUUCGGGUUAAUAUUUUUUUCACUACCGACAGAGGGACUUAACACCUGUGGUGUGUCCGCGCAGGUAAUACCGCGGAAAGUGAGAUUUUUAACAUAUUUAAGUGCGGUACAGUUAAAAACAACGCUGUAGCAUCUUCUGGAUUUUGUGGCUUUUGGCUAGCAGCUACCAAACUGUUAUGGCAGCUACUAGUGUUGUCGUAUUAGAUCGAGGAAACAACACUACUUGUACUAUCAAUUUACACGGUGCCACUGUCGUUUCGUGGAGGGUUAAUAAUCAAGAACAGUUAUUUGUCAGUAAACAAGCAGUGUUUGAUGGAAAGAAGGCUAUUAGGGGUGGAAUUCCUUUUAUAUUUCCACAAUUUGGACAAUGGAGUUUUGGUCCACAACAUGGAUUUGCACGAAUUGUUAGAUGGAAUUUAGAAAAAGCUCCUGAAAGAUUACCUAGUGGCGAUGUAGAAGCUGUUUUUUCAAUAAUGGACACAGAUUUUACACGAUCCAUGUGGAAUUAUACAUUUAGACUAACAUACAGACUUAUACUUCGUGAAAAAGAAUUACACUUCAAUAUUGCUGUAUAUAACCCAAGUAAAGAGUUGACAUUCAGUUUUAAUAUGUUGUUACAUACAUAUUUCAAAGUUCCUGAUGUUCGACGUUGUCAAAUCACUGGACUGCAAGGAUGUACUUUCAUGGAUAAAACUAGAGAAGGUGCUAUAUAUCAAGAGACUAGAGAUGUGGUGACCAUUGGUGAAUGGACUGACAGAAUCUAUCAAAAUACUCCUCAAGAACAUAUAAUAACCAACGUAGUUUCUGGGCGCAAAAUGAGGAUUCAAAAAUACAACUUCCCAGAUACAGUAAUCUGGAAUCCAUGGGUAGAUCAAGCAAAAGACCUGGGAGAUUUUGGUGAUGAUGAAUAUCCAAAUAUGGUUUGUGUAGAAGCUGGACAUGUGUCAAGUCCAGUCAUUUUACUGCCAGGUACUGCUUUUGAAGCUAGCCAAAUCUUGCAGGUUAUGUGA
Messenger RNA from Psylliodes chrysocephalus, 1126 nucleotides. The record is from the annotation of a GenBank genome assembly. NCBI's taxonomy places the organism in Eukaryota, Metazoa, Arthropoda, Insecta, Coleoptera, Chrysomelidae.